Molecule: messenger RNA, 2381 nt
Organism: Leptomonas pyrrhocoris
Lineage: Eukaryota; Euglenozoa; Kinetoplastea; Trypanosomatida; Trypanosomatidae
Exons: 1
Coding region: 1038-2381 (447 amino acids)
Source: RefSeq, a predicted model, not a curated record
GAGUUUUAUUAGUUAGAUAUAUAGAUCACCAAUUGCGGGGGAAGAGGGAAGAGCAUACUCAAAGGAAUGGUCGCUCUCUCUCUAUAUAUAUAUUUGCUUAUGACGAUUUUAGUUGUUUUAGUGUCUUUUUCAAUGGAAUUACACCUUGCUGAACGUAAUUCGCAUAGGUAGUGCAUUUACAGAAUGAGGGGAUGAUUUCCACGACGACAAGAUGGUCACCGGGUGUGCACCGCCAUGUUUAAACACCCAGAUCAAGUAAGAGUCCUCGGUGCUAAUUGAAGGACGGUCCUUGUAAAAAUAAAGAAAAAAAUUACAAUAUGCAUUAAUGUUCCACCGUAUCGGACUUUUCUUAUCAGUGCGGAUUGUCUCGAAAAGAACAGGGAGCCUUCUGCCGUGUAGAUGCAGAGGAAGUGAGAUAGGAGGCAAUGUGAAGAGGGUUCCCUCGUUACAGUGUAGAAGCUGCUCCUCAUCGGCGACCUGAGACGCUUCCCCAUCCGCUGGUGUGUCUCUCCCCUCGUGUUAGCGGAGACGGAAAGGUAGAGACGGAGCGAACGCAGAGGACAGGAUGGCGUCCCCCUCUCCGAUUGGGCGGUGGACUCUUGAAGAGCGCGGAAGCCGUCCGCGACGGAGGAAGAAGAAGAGAUAAAAACUAGCAUUUUUUUCGGGAAAAAAAGAUUAUGUGCAACUCGACGUCGUGUUCUCUUGGUAUCAACUGUGAAAAGUGUCAGAGGACCGUCAAGGCGUGAGCGCAGAACUCUCACCUUUUGAAUGAAGAAAGCGUAAGGUUUCGCCGUCCUAUCUGACGGUUUACUGCGUGUCCCACAGGUGGUUGGCAGUCAGGUCGCCUUUUCUUGUCAUUCCUUCUUCUUCCCAUCGAGACUCUCCUCUGCCUCCCCCCCGCCUCUCCUCCAUCUAGAUUUUUUUGUUGUUUUUGGUGUCUCUUUCGACGAAGGGAAAGAAAAAACCUCGGAACCUUCUAUACGUCACUUUACGGUGUUGCAGUGCACGGCCGCAUCGGCACUACACCCUACAAGCAAAUGACGUCUAGGCCCCCUACGCGGCGGCUGGUAGACGUGUUGAAGCAAAACGGCAAACAGACGCUGGAGCGGCACGCCGUCGACCUCGCGGCGGCCGCCUCCUCCCUGCAAGCCGAGGCCAUUCAAACACGCUUCUUGCGCAACCAGUUUCUCAUCAGCCCGAAGUCCCUUCACCUGCUCGCCAGUGAGGACCUCCUGUCCCGCUGGCACGUAUUCGGCGUGUACAAGCCGCCCUUCUGCCCGAUGCGGAAGAGCGCCGCGGCGGACAACUUCCACCACGUGUCGGUAGAGUCCUUUGUGGAGGCAGCACUGCGGUCCAAGUCCAUCUACCCCGUUCUGCGCCGAGCCCUCACGCCGGCUGAGAUGCAGGUGCGGGUGCUGUAUAACCUCGAUACGUUUGCCUCCGGUCCGGUGCUGGUGGCGCUGUCGAACCACUAUCAGUUCGCGGCGUCUCUGGCGACGACGACGAUGGAAUACGAUGUGCUGGUGAGCGGACACUUACCGGUGCACGCCACGGGCAAUCACACGAAGAUCGACGUGCAGCAGCUCUUCCCCGGCGUGCCUCUUGCCAGAGCCUCGUCGUCCGCCGAGCCUUUCUCUGCAGGUAAGCAAACUGAUAUCACGGCGGCAUCAACGUCCGCUGAAGCCUACUACGAAGUAAAGGAAAACGGCUAUUAUAGCGUGCACCCUGUUUCACUUAUAAACUUGGUGAUUGAGGCGCCUCCAACUUCUCAGCCACCAGCGCUGGAGCGCUUUGCGAGGGAGCAGCUGCACACGUGUAUUGUUGGCGACCCCCUCGUCAUGGGGGAACUCAUGCACAUUCGAGCGUCUGAGCAGGCGCCUUCGCGUAUUGGAAACAGGAAAGAAACAAAGGAGGUGACCAACAGCAGUAGGAGCUCCUCUCAAACGUCUGCAGCGGACUCGAGGGCGUUGUCGAGCGACGGUGCCGCGCACGCAGCGGCGGUGAAGCUGGCCGCUAAUCCGCACAUCGUCUCCAUGCGUGGCGACUGCGACUUCCCGCGCGUUUUCUUGCAUCUCCGCACCGCCCGCGUUGACACCAGCGGCGAGCAGCGUCGACCUGCCGUUCUGCAGGACCCCGCUAGCACCAACACCAGCGGUAAGGGUGGCACUCCGCUGGCGUACAAUUUCUCCAUGAGCGGCUUGUCGUUCCCUGAGAAACAGCAGCAGCAGCAACAGGACGAGUUUGCGCAGAAGCAAGGGAUUGAAUUGCACUGUCACAAGUGUUUCAAUGGGCUCGUCCAGAAGCAGCUGACCUCCUCCUUCAAGUCUCGUCGCCUAAGCUUGUUAGAUGGCACGUGGACACCACAAGCUGAGUUCUUGUAA